AGGUGGGGUUUUCGAUCUGAGAGGUAAUACGACUUGUGCUGCCUUCGAGGAACUUCGCCCCCUUUGCUGAUCAGCAAAAGACAAUCUGUUCCUGAGUUGAGUUGAGUAUUUUCAUUCAAAGUUCGGUUGCAUUCCCUGAUAUGAGUUGCCUGAAACUCAUCCCGACCCCGCCCACUCAAUCAGUGUUUAUUGAAAAAUCCUGUGAAGGGUCCCAAAAAUCAUCUGGGGAGUUUACACGCGUGCCAGUUGGAUGUGGAUGAAAUCAACUCUUCUGGUGGAGAAAUGGCCAGCAUAGAAGUUUUAACGAGUCGGUUUAACUCGUAUGACGUCAUGUACAGCGGUGAUUUACGGGAGCAAAGCUUUGCCGACUGGCCCUUUCGAGAAGAUUGCAACUGCACACCUGAGAAGAUGGCCAAAGCUGGCUUUGUGCACUGUCCCGGUGACAAUGAGCCUGAUGUGGUUUGCUGCUUCUUCUGUCUUAUUGAGCUGGAGGGCUGGGAGCCUGACGAUGACCCCUGGUUCGAGCACAUAAAACGCUCACCUAAGUGUGCAUUCCUCCACCUGAAGAGAGACUUCCCUGAACUGACAUUGGCUGAGAUGUUCCACUUGGAGAGUGAGAGGGUCAAGAUCUUUGUUAGAAAAGUUUGCCACAAGAAGAUGGCACAUAUGCGGGAUGCGGUGGACGAGGCCCUUAAAGGUUUUCGAUCGCAAUUGGAUUCCAUAUGACCAUGGUCGGAUUGUGAUUUUUAUUUAUUUUUGAAAUGUUACAACUGCAUGUCAUGAAUGAUGUAUAAUGUUUCACAUAUAAAUAAAUGUUUUAUGGUUGAGGUA
Messenger RNA from Hippocampus zosterae (dwarf seahorse), 831 nucleotides. It is a transcript of the gene birc5b, whose product is annotated as baculoviral IAP repeat containing 5b. The record is from RefSeq and is a predicted model, not a curated record. Lineage: Eukaryota; Metazoa; Chordata; Actinopteri; Syngnathiformes; Syngnathidae. The coding region runs from base 283 to 726 and encodes 147 amino acids. The transcript is spliced from 4 exons.